Molecule: messenger RNA, 1627 nt
Organism: Aegilops tauschii subsp. strangulata
Lineage: Eukaryota; Viridiplantae; Streptophyta; Magnoliopsida; Poales; Poaceae
Source: RefSeq, a predicted model, not a curated record
UGGAACAACUUACAAGGGCCGUUGCCUAAUACACUCAGCAAUUGUCAAAGCUUAAUAGGUCUUCGGUUUUUUUUUUCUUUUUCGAAAAGGGGGGACUCCCCGUAUAGGUCUUCAAUGGUAGCAUUCCUACAGCUAUCAGCAAAAUGCGAAGCUUGAUAUUGCUUUCUUUAGCAGAAAACACACUCUCAGGUGUGAUUCCUCGCGAGCUAGGGCUCAUGGCUGGCAUUGAAGCAAUGUAUCUUGCAUCCAAUAAAUUGUCGGGUCAGAUCCCAGAGGAUAUGGAGAACAUGACAUCAAUUUACCAUUUAGACCUGUCCUUCAACCAUCUAGUUGGCAAGGUUCCAUUACAAGGUGUGUUCAGUAAUGUGACUGGUUUUUAUUUUAUGGGAAUUUUGGGCUCUGCGGUGGCAUCUCAGAAUUACGUUUGCCCGCAUGCCCACCAGAAUACACGGAACACAGCUUACGGAUACACCAUGUCCUUCUAGCAAUAGUAAUGCCGGUUGUUGUUGGCAUCAUUAUAUGUUGUAGUUUGGCACUUAUAUUCUUCACAAUAAGAAGGAAACAAAGGGCUCAGUCCACCAGCAUGAGAGGAUUCAUAUUGGUAGAUGGAAAUUACCCUAGAGUUUCUUAUGCUGAAUUGCUCCAAGCAACAAGCUGUUUUGCAGCAGACAAUUUGAUUGGUAAAGGAAGGUAUGGAUCUGUCUAUAAGUGUGACCUGCUGCUAAAAAAUAUGAUGACCACAGUUGCUGUGAAGGUUUUUGAUCUUCAACAAUCUGGAUCCUCCAAAAGUUUUCUAGCCGAGUGUGAGGCACUAAGUAAUAUCCGCCAUCGGAAUUUGAUUAGUGUCAUCACUUGCUGCUCAAGCUCGGACUCAAACCAAAAUGACUUCAAAGCCAUUGUGUUUGAGUUCAUGCCUAAUGGGAGCCUAGACAGGUGGUUACAUCAAGAUGUACAUGCAACACAACAACUUCAAGGCUUGACACUAAUGCAGCGAUUAAAUAUUGUCGUUGAUGUUGCAGAUGCACUAGAUUACUUGCACAACUGCGAACCACCAAUAGUUCACUGUGACUUGAAGCCAAGCAACAUUCUUCUUGAUAGUGAUUUACUUGCUCGCAUUGGGGACUUCGGCCUUGCAAAGAUUCUUUUAGAUCCAGCAGCUGAGCAACAAAUUAAUUCAAAGAGCUCAGUUGGAAUAAGAGGAACAAUUGGAUAUCUCGCUCCAGAAUAUGGUGAAGGUGGUCAAGUUUCUACAUCUGGAGAUGUAUACAGCUUUGGAAGUGUCAUCCUCGAGUUGUUUACAGGCAUGGCACCGACGCAUAACAUGUUCAAAGAUGGGCUGACCUUACAGAAGUAUGCCAAGAAUGCAUUCCCAGACAUGUUAAUGAAGAUUGUUGAUCCAGCCCUACUGUCCUUUGAAGAAGCUUAUGUCAGAAGUUUGCAGGGUGGAAGCUACAAAAUGGAAGAUGUCUGCAACACCAUGUUCUCAAUCAUGGAAAUUGCAAUAUCAUGUUGCAAGCAAGCAUCAUCAGAGAGGAUGUGCAUGAGAGAUGCAGCAGCUUGGAUGCACAAGAUAAGAGAUAACCAUGUUGAAAGAAGGCAAAAUGAGCAAGUCAUUAUAACUGCAUAG